This is a messenger RNA of Sphaeramia orbicularis (orbiculate cardinalfish), 4495 nucleotides long. RefSeq names its product AVL9 homolog (S. cerevisiase) (gene avl9). Gene Ontology annotation, cellular component: cytoplasm. The record is from RefSeq and is a predicted model, not a curated record. The coding region runs from base 184 to 2085 and encodes 633 amino acids. The transcript is spliced from 16 exons. Lineage: Eukaryota; Metazoa; Chordata; Actinopteri; Kurtiformes; Apogonidae.
CGGAAGAGAAAAUUCGUCCGUCUGUGCUGCGGCUGUGCUUGUGUGUGUGCUGUUGUGUUUCUGCUCGUCCAUCUGCCGCGGACGGACAGCUUCGACUGAAGGGGCAAACCCGUCUCUGCUGUGUUUACAUCCGACCCCCGACUUUAAAACAACGCAGGACCGCCAAAGUACCGCGGAGGGGGCAUGGAGUCACACGGCAAAGACGAGGCAAAGGGACCGGUGCUGCACAUCGUGGUGGUUGGAUUUCACCACAAAAAAGGCUGUCAGGUUGAGUUCUCUUACCCACCGCUGAUGCCAGAUGAAGGUCAUGACAGUAACCUGCUGCCGGAGGAGUGGAAGUACCUCCCUUUCCUGGCUCUACCUGAUGGAGCACACAACUAUCAGGAGGAUACUGUGUAUUUUCACCUGCCGCCUCUGAGUGGAGACAUGAAAUGUGUCUAUGGAGUGUCCUGUUAUCGGCAAAUAGAAGCAAAGGCCCUAAAGGUCCGGCAGGCUGACGUCACCAGAGAGACAGUUCAGAAGAGCGUCUGCGUCCUCAGUCGAGUGCCUCUCUAUGGUCUCCUCCAAGCAAAACUCCAGCUCAUCACACAUGCCUACUUUGAGGAGAAAGACUUUUCACAGAUCUCUAUUUUAAAGGAACUCUACGAACACAUGAACGGCUCUCUGAGGGGUUCAGCUCUGGAGGGCUCACAAGUUUACCUCGGGUUAUCACCAAGAGAUUUAAUACUGCAAUUUCAACACAAGGUCCUCAUACUCUUCAAACUUAUUCUGCUGGAGAAAAAGGUCCUGUUCUAUGUGUCUCCUGUGAACAGACUAGUAGGAGCGCUGAUGACAGUUUUGUCGCUGUUUCCAGGUAUGAUUGAACACGGCCUGGUGGACUCGUCUCACUACAGGCCUAAAAGCAGUGUGUCUGAGGACCUGAGCCUGGUGGAAAGUGUCUCCGGAGCAGAAGAGUUUGUUUCCGUGUCUGCCACCGACAUUGACAACUCCACUCUGGAGCUGGAGGCGGGUCAGACCACCAGACGAACCAGCGGGUCUCAGUCCUCCAGGACCGGCACAGAGGGGGACAACAACCACCUCAAACCCCCAUCACGGACCUCCCCGGAGGCCUCAGACAGUGACUGGGAAACUCUGGACCCCAGCGUGUUAGAGGAGAGCCCCAAAGAGGCAGCUGAAAUGAAGGAGGCGGGGUCAGAGCUGUCCGACGCCUUCGACUCCAAACCAGGAACACCUAUCACUGUGCAACCGCAGGCAGCUACUGGUCAGGGCGGCGUCACCCAGGGCCUGGUGUCGGGUCUGGAGGAGGAUCAGUAUGGCCUGCCACUCCCAAUUUUUACAAAGGGUUACCUGUGUCUGCCUUACAUGGCCCUGCAGCAGCAUCACCUCCUUUCAGACGUGACAGUACGUGGCUUUGUCGCCGGGGCAACCAACAUCCUCUUCCACCAGCAGAGACACCUCAGUGAUGCUAUUGUUGAAGUGGAAGAAGCGCGUAUCCAGAUCCAUGACCCUGAGCUAAGGAAGGUCCUGAGUCUGACGACGGCGGACCUGCGAUUUGCAGACUACCUGGUGAAACAUGUGACUGAGAACCGCGAUGAUGUUUUCCUGGAUGGGACGGGGUGGGAGGGCGGAGACGAGUGGAUCAGAGCCCAGUUUACCCUCUACCUCCACUCAUUACUGUCCUCAACAUUACAGCAAGAUAAUGAAAGGCUGCUGGCAGAUUAUGGAGCGCCUUUUAUUGCAGCCUGGAAGAUUACCCACAACUACCGUGUGUGGUACAGUAACAAGCACCCCGCCAUGGCUCAUAUCACACCAGGUCAUCCAUUCCAAGGACAGUACAGUGUCGCCGAUGUGAAACUGCGGCUCUCACACUCGGUGCAGAACAGUGAGCGGGGGAAGAAGAUCGGAAACGCCAUGAUAACCACUAGUCGCAGCAUGGUGCAAACCGGGAAAGCAGUGGGUCAGUCAGUGGGUGGAGCAUUGACCAGCGCCAAGUCGGCCAUGUCCUCCUGGUUCUCCACACUGGCUCAACCCCCAGCGGUUUCUGCUCCGACCAGUCCAGAGCCCGCCACUGAGGUCAAACCAUGACCUCCAUCGCCUCAGUAUCACAACAAGACCUUUCUCUGAUGUUUCCCCUGAUGCAUGAGAAUCUUUGAAGGAAGAGUGUUGAGUGAAGGACAUGAGCAGGAAAACAGAAAAAUCAAUCUUCCGUCAGAGUCAAAUCAAAAGUCUGGACUAAAACAGCCAUAUCCCUGUUUUAGUGACAAGGGGCCUGCUGUUACUCCUAACUGUACAGUCCAUAUCCACUGUGAGGCAGAGACUGCCACUGCUUUUAAUCACAAACAUAAAUUUCAGAAGACAGCAUCAUGUCUGCCUGCUGCAGUUUGUACUGCUGGAAGUUUUCCUGUGAGACACUACAAAAGCUCUUUGGGGUUGCGGUGUUUAGGCUUUGCUGCGUAUUUCUGGAGUUUGUCUUUAAAGCUGACUAUUUUACUGACAGAUAUUAUAUAAUUAAAAGAAUUACGGUGUUGCUGACUUGAAGCAUUGGCAUGUGGCACCUCUGGAGAUUUUAACGGUUUAGAAUUUUAAAUGUUUUCUCUGAUGCCUCUGUAAUAAUAUUGUGGUUGUUGCAGUAACAGUGUCAGUUCAGUGAGAUAAAUGUAUAAAAGUACAUGCCAUAUGACUUUAAUGAUGCUGAAAGUUUGGAGUUAUAUUUUCAUGUCCAUUAUUUUGUUAAAACUCAAGUGGAAAAAACUGUUUGCUAAUCAUUACUUCACAGAUUAUGCAGUGUUAUCUAUGGAACAAUGGAACAAAAAACAGUGACAUGCUAUCAGACAAGCCAAAUACUGAUAUAUCAAUAAAAAUACAAAUUAAACAAAAUAAGUUUUUUGCCUUUACUUCUCAUCAGUUGUUUGAGAAACAGCCAACGCAUUUUAGUUAAGAUGCUACAAGGGUUAGCAAACAGGUUUGUCUGACAUAGCCAAAGAUAUUAAAUAAUGCACAGUUUACAACUAUCAAUCUUAAAAUAUAACCAAAAAUACAUGGACAAACAAAAUAAUAAACAUCAACCCACAUCAACACUAACAGCACCUAUCUACUUCUAGGCAGAUGCUGAUAGUUUUUUUAGCAUUAGCGUACUAGCGCAAUGUUUUAUUUUUUGUUACAAAUAUUAAUGGCAUACAGGAGAAAUAAAACAUCAAUAUAACAUGGUAUAUUUAUUUUCAACAUUACGUAAAAAUAAUAAUAUAAUUGUAAAGUAAAAUGUAACCCACUUGUAUUCAUAUUCAUAUUUGUCCUUGGUGAAACAUGUUGACUUCAUGGAGGUCACUAGCAAGGGGCUAAAUGUUAAGCUAGUUAGCAGCACAACUCUAUUGAUGAAAAUAACAUAUGUUAUUUAACUAGAUGAAUGUGUGUCCAAAAAUGUUUUAGGAGAAAUUGAAGUGCAAGUCUUUCAAUCAACAGAAUGGAAGUUAAUGAGAAAGUAUGUUUUUAAAGGUAGUUUAAUGCUUAAUCAGUUCUAUUUUUGACUUGCCUUAACCUGUCACUUUGUGCGUUUAGUUUGUUUCAUUGUUCCAUUGGUCUUUUCAGUUUACUCGAAUUUUUCUAAAUUACCUAAAUUAUGAAUGAUCAACUUUACUUUUUGAGCCACUUUGUUUUUUGAAUUUUUAUUUCAGCCCUAGAUAUAAUGAAAUUCAUAUCAAACUUAUUUUUCUUUUCAUUGUAACCAUAAAAUACAAACUUCAAUACUGUUACUGAAAUGAUCCCACUGUUAUUACAUUCUCAUGUCCCUGAUAAAUCUCCAUUAUUAUGAAGGAACUUGCUGUUUGACAGCGUUAGUAAUUCUUGCCCAGGCCUUUUUUUGUACUCUGCUGUCAGUACAUAUAUUAUAAAUGGGAGAUCUGUAUUUAGUAGAUUAAAGUUAGAUAACUUAUUUAUUUGUUGUGUAUAAAACUUGUUAUCGCCUAAAUAUCCAUGUUUUGUCAUGAAAACACUGGAACAAAUCCUAUCCAUGGACCACUGUGUUUGCACAAAGCAGCCAUUUAUUCUAUUUAUGUCGAUCUUAAACGUGUACAAUUCCAAUUUCUGGGUGCUUACAGUAACGUUUCCCUUCAUAUUCAGCACCUGGUGGAUUAAGUGGUCCCAUGAGCAUGCUGUGUCCAGUUUUACAUCUAUAAUAAGUGUAACAUUUUGUCUCUAAAAGUGUUCAAAGGUCUUUUUUUCCUCAUGCUUUUACAGUUUUUAUUUGACCAUUCAUCACAUUUAAUUUCUGGAUCAGGUAAAGACAGAAAAUACCAGCUGUUAAUGCUUUCUGUUUGUUUUUUAUCCUCUGAUGAUCUAUUUUCUUUUUGUAUUUAAAAGAUAUGAAUGUAUUGUGAAUUCAAAUUCACAAAAUAUUUUCUUGACAGAUGCUUUUAAUGUAUAUGAGAGGAAAGUGAUACUCUAUUAUAUUGCUGUAUUAAAAAAUUUAAACUGUUCUACAGCCUGAGUUUUAAUGAAA